ACUAAAAAAGAAAAGAUAUAUCACAUUGAGCUCACAAAACUUUAUUUAACAGAAACAAAAGAUCUUCGGUUUGACGAUGUACAAGUUAGAUUUAAUGAGUUGACCAAACAAACUGAAAAAUUACAUAACGAUGCUAGAAAGUUUAGAGAUGAAAUUUCAAAUAUGUUGAAUCAUCAAGCAAAUUUUGCCGAUCUCCUUGUCGAAUUAUAUAGCCCAAUUAUCCCUGAAGGUGCGUUAGAAGGAGCAGUAACCCGUCGUGCAAAAACUCCGGUCCAAACUAUGAAAGCUGCUGAGGAGUAUGCAACAUUGAUGUCCAAAGUGAGAAAUACUAUACUAGAAGAACUGGAUUCUGUAGAUCGUAGGAUUAUCUUUCCAGCUGCAGAAUUUUUAGAUAUUAUAAAAUUAAUAAAAAAGACUGUAACAAAACGAGAACAUAAAAAAGUUGAUUACGACCGAUUCCAAAAUCAUGUUAAAAAGCUUAAAGACAAGAAGGAUAAAUCAUUGAGUGAGGAAAAACAAUUACAUAAGUAUGAAGAUCAACUUGAACAUGCAACGCAAGAAUACGAGCAUUAUAAUGACAUGUUAAAAAAAGAGUUACCACUUUUUUUCGAAUAUAGAGUUGAAUUCAUCGAGCCAAUAUUUGAAUGUUUUUAUCAUAUGCAAUUGAGAAUUUAUGGAUUUUUAUUCGAGCAAUUUGAACAAUUAGCAGAAUUGGGUUACUUUGAUUUCGAAUCUGAUAUAAUUGAUUGUUUUGAAAAGAAAAUAGCGGAUGCCAAGGAACAAUUAGAAGAUAUAACUUUGAUUAAACGAGGAAAACAUGAUAAGAAACAGGAUGAGAGUUCGCGUAAACAAAGUCCUGUUCGAGAGUCUACACGUGCACGUUCUGCAGGACGUACACCGAUUUAUUCCAAUGAAGAUGAUCAUUAUGACGAGGACGAUGAGCCUCCUGCAUACACUCCUACACCUGUGAAAACUAAUUCAAAACUUUAUCCGACUCCAAAAGUGCCACCACCACCGCCACCAGUUUCCAGAAAGCCAAAACUUGUACGAUAUGUAGUUGCUUUGUAUGAUUACGAUGCAACUGCUGAAGGUGAUUUAUCUUUCCGAAAAGAUGAUAAAAUUGAAGUUGUCGAGCGAACGGCUGAUGCGAAUGAUUGGUGGACAGGGAAGUUGAAUGGUGUUAUAGGUGUAUUUCCUGGUAAUUAUGUUGCCGAGUUGUAA
Cetraspora pellucida is the source of this 1221-nucleotide messenger RNA. Lineage: Eukaryota; Fungi; Glomeromycota; Glomeromycetes; Diversisporales; Gigasporaceae. The record is from the annotation of a GenBank genome assembly.